Molecule: messenger RNA, 1446 nt
Organism: Lentinula edodes (shiitake mushroom)
Lineage: Eukaryota; Fungi; Basidiomycota; Agaricomycetes; Agaricales; Omphalotaceae
Product: nexin sorting protein
Exons: 7
Coding region: 1-1446 (481 amino acids)
Biological process (GO): cytoplasm to vacuole targeting by the Cvt pathway; autophagy
Cellular component (GO): phagophore assembly site
Molecular function (GO): phosphatidylinositol binding
Source: RefSeq, a predicted model, not a curated record
AUGCUCAACGACGAUGAAGACGUUUUUGACUCUGUAACUUGGGAAUCUCCUACAGCCCCCGUCUAUGCUGAUCAUACACCGUCUACUGGCCCUGGAUAUCGACAAAGCAUUGACAGCAAUGAAAGCGGUCCCCACGAUCCCAAAUGGGAAGGACAUCUCAUUACUGCGGUCACUGACCCACAGAAGGAAUUGGCGGAGACAAAAGAUGCUUAUGUAUCUUAUCUGGUAUCUGCCAAGACCAAUUUACCAAUGUUCUCCACAUCAAAUCCAUCUGCAAGACGGAGAUUUCAAGACUUUGUCUUCUUGCGUGAACAUCUUGUCAAGGACUUUCCUGCCUGUGUAGUACCGCCGCUUCCUGGAAAGCACAGACUGGAAUACCUCACUGGCGACCGGUUUAGCCCCGAAUUCAUGGAGCGGAGACGACUUGAGUACGUUCAUACCUCCUUAGAGUCGCCAUUAUCUAACAAUGUUAGUCUGAACCGGUUCUUGCAACGGCUUGCUCGUCACCCUACGCUUCAGCGGGCAACGCUGGUGCGGGCCUUCUUCGAGUCCUCAGAAUGGAAUGUCCAUAUGCAUCAACACCUGGCUCACCCACCAGGUCCGGAACCUUCGCCUGGUAUUGUCGACAACAUUACUGACACACUCCUCAACGCGUUUUCCCGUGUCCGCAAACCCGAUGAACGUUUUCUGGACAUGCGAGAAGGUGUAGACAAGUUUGAAGAUGGACUCGUCCUCUCCGAACGUCUUUGGACCCGCGUCCGUAAUAGAACAACAGACGGUAACCCGGAAUCCGGUGAAGACCUGACCGCAGAUUACCACGAUAUGGCCGUCGCGGUUCAGGGUCUAGGAUUCCUGGAAUCAGGUAUUACGGACCCUUUGAACCACUUCUCAAAUACCCUCCUGGAGUUUUCUGCGCUGCUAAGGCAUACGACACAAACGACUACAGAUCCAUUCCUCAUCCAACUACAUUCCCUACUCACCUACUCUCAUGCAAAUCGUGCUGUCCUCAAGCUCCGGGAUCAGAAACAGCUUGAUUUUGAAGAACUUUCCGACUACCUUUCCGGUGUCAGUGCUGAACGCGAUAGACUGGCAGCUAUCAUUAACGGACACGCAGGAAGCUCGGGGCUUGGGUUGGGCUCUUAUCUGAAAGACCGGGUGGAUGCUAUCCGUGGAGCGGACGAUGAUAGGUCAAGGGUUGAAAAAAUGAAGAAGUUGGACGUGAAGAUCAAGGAGCUCCAAGACGCAGUGACAACAGCACAUGAAACGUCAGAUGCAUUCAGCGAUGAGACUCUUCGGGAACAGCAUGUAUUCCAACGUGCUAAGGAGGCGGAGAUGAAGGAGAUGCUAGGAAAUUUCGCUGAUGGCCAGAUCGAAUUCUACAAAGCGGCAAUGGAAGAAUGGGACAGGAUAAUACCAGUCAUUCAACGGAUUCACGUUGACGUAUAG